Phlebotomus argentipes is the source of this 372-nucleotide messenger RNA. Its product is annotated as cytochrome c oxidase subunit 7A1, mitochondrial-like. NCBI's taxonomy places the organism in Eukaryota, Metazoa, Arthropoda, Insecta, Diptera, Psychodidae. The transcript is spliced from 3 exons. The coding region runs from base 101 to 289 and encodes 62 amino acids. The record is from RefSeq and is a predicted model, not a curated record. Gene Ontology annotation, biological process: mitochondrial respirasome assembly; mitochondrial electron transport, cytochrome c to oxygen; regulation of oxidative phosphorylation.
UUUAUUGCACUUAAUUCCUGGAUCAUUGCCAAGUUUAUUUGCACUCGAUAGUCAAGUGAUCGGCGAGUUUUCCGUGAAAUCAAUUGAAAAUUUGCUCGAAAUGGCUCUGCCUGAGAAUCUAGUGAGGAAUUACAAGAAAUUCCAGGAGCCGAACGGAGUGCCCGUGUUCCUCAAGGGAGGUCCUCUGGACAAGGUUCUCUUCGGUACAACGGUGUUCCUGUGCGGCGUGGGGAUUCUGUGCUUCGCGAACAUGGUUUACACGAUGGGAUUCAAGAAGAAGCAGGCGUAAAAUGAGCCUCUGCGCCUGAAAUACUAUAGAUAAAUGACUACAACUUAAUCGUUUUGGGAUAAAUAAAACACUAUAUAUCGUCA